Fomitopsis serialis is the source of this 402-nucleotide messenger RNA. RefSeq lists its product as uncharacterized. Lineage: Eukaryota; Fungi; Basidiomycota; Agaricomycetes; Polyporales; Fomitopsidaceae. Gene Ontology annotation, biological process: tRNA 5'-leader removal. Gene Ontology annotation, cellular component: ribonuclease P complex. The transcript has 5 exons. The record is from RefSeq and is a predicted model, not a curated record. The coding region runs from base 1 to 402 and encodes 133 amino acids.
AUGGUCCGCUUCAAACGCCGCGACGGCGAGACGAGCGGCAAGCAGAUCUGGGCCGCGCUCAAGCAGAGCGUGCUCACGCACUUCGGGGACACGGGCUGGGGCGCGGUCGGCGCGUCGCUCACCGUGAAGUACUACUCGCCGCGGACGCACGUGUGCAUCAUCCGCGUCGCGCGCGACCCGCACCGCAUCGCCUGGGCGGGCGUGUCGCUGCUCACGGCGAUCGACGGGCAGCGCUACAUCCCGCACGUCGUGCACGUCUCAGCGCAGCUCGCCGCCAUCGAGCACAACAGGGAGGUCAUCGCGCGCUACCGUGCCCUCGCUAAGACUCCUGCUGGCUAUCAAGACUCGUACGAAGAGUUCCUGCAGACCAGCGCACAGGAGAUCGAAGCCCUUCAAGACUGA